Molecule: messenger RNA, 1156 nt
Organism: Carica papaya (papaya)
Lineage: Eukaryota; Viridiplantae; Streptophyta; Magnoliopsida; Brassicales; Caricaceae
Product: bidirectional sugar transporter SWEET16-like
Biological process (GO): carbohydrate transport
Cellular component (GO): membrane
Molecular function (GO): sugar transmembrane transporter activity
Source: RefSeq, a predicted model, not a curated record
UCCACCACACAAGUUUCCUUCUUCUUCUUCUUCUGCUUCUUCUUCUUCUUCACACCACAUGCAGCCCUCCGUCCCAUCAUCUGAUCUCCACCAACUCCUCCAUCAAUGGCGUCCUCGAGCUUCAUCGUUGGCAUUAUAGGCAACGUGAUUUCUAUUCUGGUUUUUGCUUCUCCCAUAAAAACAUUCUGGUUGGUGGUGAAGAAGAAAUCAACAGAGAAUUACAAAGGAGAUCCAUACAUAACGACACUGCUGAGUACAAGCUUGUGGAGUUUCUAUGGACUUCUCAAACCGGGAGGCUUGCUUGUCGUCACCGUCAACGGCGCCGGCGUCGUCUUCCAGUUGGUCUACGUCGCCCUCUUCCUUGCUUAUGCUCCUAAAAACAUUAAGGUUAAGACAGCGAGAUCGAUCGUGGUACUAAAUGUCGGUUUUCUUGGAUCGGUAAUCCUAGUUACUCUCUUAGCCAUGCAUGAAAAUCUCCGGCUAACGUUCGCCGGAAUUUUAUGUGCCGUAUUCACCAUUGGCAUGUAUGCUUCUCCUUUAUCCGUCAUGAGAGCAGUAGUAAAGACGAAGAGUGUAAAGUACAUGCCGUUUCUACUCUCGUUUUUUUUAUUUUUCAACGCUGUUGUCUGGUCAGUCUAUGCUAUACUUGUAAAAGAUAUUUAUAUCGGAGUACCAAAUUCAAUAGGCUUCUUGUUGGGGUCAGUGCAGUUGAUUCUAUACGCGGCGUACGAGAACAAGUCAACGUCAACAGAAUCGACGGUGGAGAUGGAAGAGGAAGGAUCAGUCCGCCUAAUGAAAGGCACGAUGGAGAUGGGUGCAUCGGGAGAUGAUGGUGAUGAGGCACACCUGAAGAACAGAGGACUGAGCAAAGGAAUGAGCCUGCCAAAGCCGCAGAUAAACAGAGAAAACAGCUUGAAAGGGAUCGUAAAGACACUUUCUUUGAGCCCAUACGAGCUUCAAUGGCCGCUUGAUUAUGAGACCGGAAACGUGGGUGAUGAUACUAAUCACCCUUAAUUUUUUUUUUAAAUAUUUUUAAAUUAAUUAAAAGUAAUUUAGAUAUAGUUUCAAUAUUUUUGAAGAAAAAUAUAUUAUAUAUAUAUAUAUAUAUUUUUUUUUAAUGGAGAUAAAUGUAAGACAAGGAUUAAUUAUGAGGUAA